Messenger RNA from Schistocerca americana (American grasshopper), 1320 nucleotides. Its product is annotated as inactive hydroxysteroid dehydrogenase-like protein 1. NCBI's taxonomy places the organism in Eukaryota, Metazoa, Arthropoda, Insecta, Orthoptera, Acrididae. The coding region runs from base 80 to 1057 and encodes 325 amino acids. Gene Ontology annotation, molecular function: oxidoreductase activity. The record is from RefSeq and is a predicted model, not a curated record. The transcript is spliced from 6 exons.
UUUGAUAGCGCGUUGGUUAAUGAGCGAAGUGUUGUUGUGAUAAUGUAAGACUGACGAUAGAUAGUAAUUAUAGAGAAGUAUGGAUAUUGAUUCAGCUCGGGUGUUAAUUGAUAUGAUUUCAAAAGAUAUGGGUCUGUACAGCGAUAUAGUGAAUGUUGUAGGCGCUCUUUACAUAGGAAAAAUUGCGCUUUCGUUAUUAGUGAAAACAGUGAAAUAUUGUCGACUGUAUAUAAAAUAUAGUGUAAAUGGAACGAGGAGUUUGGUGAAACAGUACGGGGAAUGGGCAGUGGUUACUGGUGCUAGUGAUGGCAUUGGACGUGCUUAUGCAGUUGAAUUGGCAAAACGUGGAAUGAACGUUGUUCUUAUAAGCCGUACUGCAAGUAAACUGCAAAAUGUUUCAGAAGAAAUAGCCAGACUGUAUGGAGUAAAGACUGAAAUAGCAGUCACAGAUUUCAGUGAAGGUUAUGGAGCAUAUGAAGAUGUGAAGAAGAAGCUUAGUGAAUUGGAUGUUGGAAUUUUGGUAAACAAUGUUGGUGUUAUACUAGAAAAACCAAUGUGUUUUAUUGACAUGACAGAAGAUGACAUAAAGAACCACAUUAAUGUCAAUAUAAUUCCGUGCAGUAUGAUAACAAAGAUGAUAUUACCUCGUAUGAUGGAAAGGAAAAAAGGAGCUAUAGUAAACAUAGCCUCUACUGCUGCUCUGCAGCCUACACCAAUGUUUGCUGUUUAUUCAGCAACUAAGGUGUAUAUGGAUUACUUUUCUCAAGCACUGCAGUAUGAAUGCAAGGACCAUAAUGUUUCUGUCCAGAACUUAAUACCUUGGUUUGUGAACACAAAAAUGGUAGGAUACAGCAAACAAUUGCAAAACUCAUGGUUUGUACCAAAUGCUGACAAAUAUGCAAGGCACGCAGUAAGGACCUUGGGAAUAGCUGAACGCACAACUGGUUACUGGCUACAUGAUAUAAUUGCAUCAAUCGUAUCCAGCACGCCACCUUGGCUCUAUAAAUUUCUCUCUGUCAGAGGACUGAAACAUCUCUCUAAGUCUCAUGUUAUGUGAUGAUGAUGAUGAUGUCAGUGUCAGUGUGAUUAUUAUGUGGAGCAUAAUUGCCUUCCUAAGUAUACAACUGCAUUAAAUUAAUAUUUAAGUAUGAGCCCUUUUUGUAAUAAUAUGAUAGUUAAUUUUUAGUUCAGAUUCAUGUGAGUUUGUGAGCUUCACAAUGAAAGAGCAGGAAGAACAUUUCAGUAGUUGUAAAUCUCUAGUUACCAUGCCAUGUAAGUGUGCCAUAAACAUUGAAGUCUAUAAAGCUCUAUUUAAUAGUU